GGCGAGGGGGAGCGGCGGCGGGCCCGCGUGCGGCGCUCUCAUGGGUUUCUCGUGUUCCUUGAAGGUGGUUAGCGCCCUGCAGUCAAAGCAUCACUGUGGCGAGGAAGAAGCCCGUGUCAUUUGCGAUAAGGUCCAGGCGAAACUUCUCAAGGAGUGUCACGAUCCCGCUAAAAUGUGCAUCACUGACCUGAGAAUUUCGCACUGGCAGGAAGCUAUCCAGGAAACGAUGGGGGGGGAGGCGAACCGCAGCCUGGCUGCCGAAUGCUAUUUCCUGUGGAAAACGACCCGCCUGCAGCAUCUCACCCUGGCCGAGGACACGCGAGGCAUGCUCACGGAGCUGCGGAAAGUGGUCCGUUUGCUGCUGGUGACCAACGGAGACAAGCAGACCCAGAGGGAGAAGAUUGAAGCGUGUGCCUGUCAGCCAUACUUUGAUGCUAUCGUUGUGGGGGGAGAACAGAAGGAGGAGAAACCGGCACCCUCUAUAUUUCAUUACUGUUGUGAUCUUCUGGGGGUGCAGCCUGCAGAGUGUGUUAUGGUUGGCGACUCUCUAGACACAGAUAUUCAAGGAGGCCUAAAUGCUGGCUUGAAAGCUACUGUCUGGUUAAACAAAGCAAUGACGACCCCCUUAGAUACCUCCCCUGUACCUCAUUAUGUUAUUUCUUCUGUUCUCGACCUUCCAGCACUUUUACAGAAGAUGGACCACAAAAUUAAUGCUAACUUAGAAAAUGACCAUAUGAUUUGUAGUAAUGAAGUUCAUUGACAGUUCCAGCAUACAAUCUGAGAAAUGCUAAACUGCUAGGUGACUCGCAUUUUUGUUUAAAUUCUGACCCUGGGAUUUUAAAGUCAUACAGUGUGCUUUCUCAAACAGCAGGUGGAUGGAUAAGAGCACAAUUGUCAGUGAAGCUGGAUCGAAACACGAAAUUAGAUUAAUUUAAAUGAUGCAAGUGCAGUUAAUUUAAAAUAACUGUCUCUGCCUUGGAGUUAUUUUGACAGACUGUGUCUAAAGCAUAUCUAUCUCUGACCUGAGUUGCCACUCUCCUGUUUUUAUACUGGAAAAGAAAAAUUGAAUAUUUUGCUCUUUCAUGUUCAAAGCUUGUUUGCAGUGUAUAAAACAAGAGAAGGUGAAAGACACUGUGUGGUGCAAUCUAGUAAAUCUUUACACGUGAAUCUGCAGUUUAUCUCAAGAAUUGAAGAACUUUGGCAUUUAUAAAAAGUGACAGAAUUUAUUGUGUAUCAGACAAUUAGAAAAUGCUUGCUUUUGAUCUUUUUUUCAAGUUUAAGUUCAUAUUUAGAAUUUUUUCCAGCUUUGCAGUGGCUUUUCUUUUAUGGAAUUGGUACUUCUUGUCAAAAAUACUUAAAUGUACAUAAACAUUUGCAUCUGUAUAGGGGACCAUUUAUCAGAGGGACUUGAUGGAUUAGGUUUUGUUCUGUGUUGUCUCGGUGCUUGUGCAGGUAUGCCGUAUACUGUUAUUCGGAUUAUGAUUUUUGUUGCAAUUGGUAUACCAAGGGUAUUUUCAGUGCUCUUCUUACCGUACAGUCAAACUCUUAAAAAGGUAAAAAAUUUUGUUUGGACUCGUUUCGUUAGUGAAUUUUGAUCAGACUUUUUGGAGAAAUUGCUCUUGGUCUUGCUCAGAUGUACUGUCAUUCAGAUCCAAUUGCUGGCUCAGUGCUUUUUUGACUGUUUUCCUGGUAUUGCUGUACAGUCCCUACUUAAUCCAGGUUCUACAUGUAUUUCAUAUGAUUGACUCUGGAGAAAAUAUGAGCUAGCUGCUGAUAAAUAGCCUUCAUGACUGCUUUCCAGGAACGUGGAAAAUGAUGUGUUACACUGCUGUACACAACUUCAUAAUGUGUAUGUGCAGUUUCCGCUAGAUGUGGGAGAUGACCCUCUAAGGCACUGUAACACUUCUGUUUCCUAGAUUAUGAUUUAAUUUUGCUGUAGUUCAUAUUCUCACUACAUAACACAUAUGAAAACUUUGGGAAAGUGCUCACAUAUUGAAUGGAGAAGCAAAAGUCUGCCUGUUUCAAAGCUUAUUUGCUAUAUAGAAAUUGGACUAAGCAUCUAACAUUAUGUGAGCAAUCAUACAUUUUAUGUUUUAGAAUAAUGUUAUGACAAAUUCUGUGAAAACAGGGAUAUUGAGGAGCUGGCAGAAGAGUGUUUGGCACACGCUGGCAAUAAUGAAAGAUUAGCAAACAGUAUAAAAACAGCAGGAAGAAGGUAUGUGGAAGGAAUCCUCUGUAUAAGAAAGGUGCCUUUGUUUAUCUUGACAUGAAUUUAAACUGAUCCAUUAAAUGAGUCUCUACAUAGGGUGACAGAUUCAGUUUAGGGGAGGCUAUUUUUGAUUUGGGUUGAAUUGUUUGGCAAAGAGUUUAGGUUACAUCGAAGUAAGUUGAUUCUACAUUGGAAGAAGUUGAACUACUUGAGGUUUGAAGCCCUUUCAUCAAAUUGUCCCUUAAAAAGGGCAGACCAGGCCAGGUUCUUCGUUUUAGAUAACCAAGACCUUUGAGAUGUUAAUGACAUCAGUGAAGAGGAGAGAGGCCAGCUCCACUUGUACCUAUGAGGAAACGGGCGUGUGCAGAAAAUGAUCCAGUUACAGCGGUAGAUAGCAAGUUGCCACCUGUAAUAGAGGCAGUGUGACUGACUGGACACACCCUUGUUACUGAAGUAAGAGGCCUAAGACAAGAUUUUAUUUUGCAUUGGAACAUGAGCAUUGCAUUGAGCAUGAAAACAGUUGCUGUGGUGUAGUUGAUGAGCAAAGCAAUCAAAUGCAAAGAGGAGCAUUGUUAGUAACAUGCAUUGUAACCAAGGGCUGAGAGAAAAAUAAUGAAGAACAUUGAACCUGUAAGGAAUAUUACGUAAAAAGGGAAUAAAGUGUAUCCAAAAGAUUAGAUGGAUAUCUGAAAACAUAAUUUAGUUGAAGUAAGCUGUUUUAAGCAUGCCAUCUGAUACAAAAAACAACUUUCAUUACAACAGCAUCCCAAAAUAGUCACAGUAUAGCUCUACAUUGUUUGCACAGCGUCAGGGUAACAUAACUUAGAUCUGAAUGAAAUUUCUGAAUACAUCUAUGAUUAAAAGUGACAAAUAGUAACAAUUUACAAUUCUAUCUAUAAGCUUUAAGGAUGUACAUCCAGUUACCUUUUCUUUGUUGUAUGUGUAAGUUGAGGCUUAUAGUCUCAUGCAAUUUCAUCAUUCUGAAGUAGGAUCCUGAGCCUACAUAUUAUAUGAAAGGUCUCUUGUUUUAGAAGAGGCUAUUCCUUGUUUUACACAUGGCCACCCUUUUUCUUAAUUCUAGGAAUGAAACAUGGAAAAAACACUACAACUGAAUGCUCAGGUGGUAAUGUGGUCUGUAGAAGCCACGCUCGAGGGUUUUUUUUUUUUUUUUUCUCUCCUACCCCCACCACCACCACUGCUGAGUGGUCAUAUUUGAUUACCUGUUCAACAUAGGCUGAUGUUAUUAAGAUGCUGCUAUAAAACAGGAAAAAACAAUGGAAGGGAUUUCUCCAUCCGGGAUGUUCAUAGAAGCACUUAUGGAGUAAACUGGAUUGGGUAUCUGGAAUAUCUCUAAAUUCUUGAGCUGUUUUUUGUGGAUGCAGCUUUUACUCCUAGUGGGAAAGCUUGUUGCAAAAUAACUGUAUUUAUGGAAAUGGAAAAAUAAAUAUAACCAUGGGAUCAUUUUCACACCAGAAGUGGAAAUGGAUCAAUGUAACAGUGUGUAUUCAGUUCAGUUCUGGUUUUGCUUAGUGAAUAUGCUGCAGGAGAUAAGUUGUCUGGUUUAAAUUAUACUGCCAAAACACGCUAAAUAAAAAAAGAAAAAAUUCCAUUAAACACCUUUUUUCAGAAAAAUAUUGUCUCCUGAGGUUAAUCUUCAGUAACUUUGACUGCAGUGAAAUGAUCUGAAUCAAUAGUUUACUAACAACUAUAUUUUAAGUCUUGAUUUAAAAUAACCUGUGCAGUAGUCUAAUAAAAAUA
This is a messenger RNA of Struthio camelus australis, 3967 nucleotides long. The record is from RefSeq and is a predicted model, not a curated record. Lineage: Eukaryota; Metazoa; Chordata; Aves; Struthioniformes; Struthionidae.